This is a messenger RNA of Aaosphaeria arxii CBS 175.79, 914 nucleotides long. RefSeq lists its product as uncharacterized. Gene Ontology annotation, molecular function: transmembrane transporter activity. The record is from RefSeq and is a predicted model, not a curated record. Bases 1 to 777 code for a protein of 258 amino acids. The transcript has a single exon. Gene Ontology annotation, biological process: transmembrane transport. NCBI's taxonomy places the organism in Eukaryota, Fungi, Ascomycota, Dothideomycetes, Pleosporales.
AUGUACCACUUCAGGAAGGCUAAAAGAGAAGGCAUUUUCCGGGCGCCUCUAGAGAGUGGACGCUCAUUCCUGCAGUCGCUCAUAAAUUACGUGCACCAGUUUGACCUUGUGCGUCUACUGCUACUGGCCGCUGGAUUUGCCUUACUCCUCCUGCCAUUCAAUAUGUACACCAUGCAAGCGAAGGGUUGGGGAUCUCUGAUGAUGAUCUAUUUUCUCGUUUUUGGGGUUGUCUCUAUCGCCACCUUCGUGGUCUGGGAGACAUCCUUUGCUCGGGUCAGUCUCACUUCUUGGGCACUCCUUCGAGAUCGCACAAUCAUCGGCUGCUGCAUGGUGGGCUUCUCACUCUUUGCGAGCACGCAGUGCCGGCAACCAUUUUUCAGCUCGUACCUCCAAGUAGUGAAUGAUCUUAACGUGACCAAUGCAAGCUACGAUUUACAGUCCGGUACAGUCGUACAGAUCAUCGGGAACAUCGUCAAGGGUGUAGUCAUCUCAUUCAGCGGACGCUACAAACCCAUCAGCUUGUUCCUAGCCAUGGCGCUCAUCGUUCUCGGAACGGGCUUGCUCAUGCAUUGCCGCGAACCCACCCGAUACGUAGGCUACAUCGCAAUGUGCAACAUCUUCGUCAACUUCGGCUUCGGCAUUCUUAUGCUCACGGUCGAAAUCGGUAUCUUGGCUGCAACUUCAGCACAGCAGUACUUCGCCAUCACGAUUGCGUUACUGAACCUGUUCUGCUACAUUGGCCAGGCCGUUGGGUAUACUAAUUCCUCCGCUAUCUGACAAGGCAUAUUCCCACAGAAACUGGCUUUACACCUUCCUACCGAGGCCUAAGGAAAUCUCACCACCAUUUUCGGUUCCAUUGAAGAACAGCUGAGCUAUGAUUGGGGUUCGCCCACUCGUCUGGCCAUCCAGAAUGC